Myotis davidii is the source of this 3532-nucleotide messenger RNA. RefSeq names its product midnolin (gene MIDN). NCBI's taxonomy places the organism in Eukaryota, Metazoa, Chordata, Mammalia, Chiroptera, Vespertilionidae. The transcript has 7 exons. Gene Ontology annotation, cellular component: nucleus. The record is from RefSeq and is a predicted model, not a curated record. Bases 860 to 2047 code for a protein of 395 amino acids.
GUGCUCCCAUCUGCGGGGGUAGGGGGGCCGCUGCUGUCGCUUCCCCUGCCUGCUUCUCCGCCGGCUUCCGCAUCUGCUCGGCAGGCCUCUGUGCGUCUGGCUGUCUCCUUCCACUUGCGUCUCUCUGCCCCCCUUUGUUCUCGCCACGAGCGCUCCCCUCAGCCUCCCCCUCCCCCUCCCCCAUGGUAUUUAAAUCGCCUCCAGGCUGGGAAGCCCUCCUCCCGCUGGCCUCCGGGGACUCGCUGUGUCCAUCCCCAGCGGAGGGGCCUCGGUGGGGGAGGGGCAAGAGGGGGAGGGUCUCCUUUGUCUGAACGGCGGCUGCUUACGCCAGUGAAGGAGGGAGGAGGGGGAGCCCUGCCGGGCAAAACCCCUGAAGGCUACGUCCUGUGGCCCCACAAAGAGGAGCCCAGGGCUGGAGUUCGUGAAUUACCGGCAGGGCUGGCCCUGGGGUGGCUGGGAGGGUGUCACAGGGCAUAGUGGGGCCCGGGUAAGGAAAAAAAGUGUCUUGCUGAGGUGCAAAGGGGGUGCCCCACUCCAGAGUUGGGGUUCCUUGAGAGAAGGGGUCUGAACCACUAGCCUGGGGUCCCAGGACCAGAUAGUGAGCUUCGCCCCCACUUUCAGGGCCCAGGGUCUAGCGGCCAGGUAGAGAUGGGGGUGGGAGGACUUCUGUCUCCCUAGCAAGCACUCCCUCAGCGUCUGCUUCCGCGUCCCUGCCUGGUCUCUGCUGUAGCCUCACCCUCUUCCUUCCUCCCCCUCCCCACCCCACCCCACCAGCCGGCUCAGUUCGGGGAAGCUGCAGGAGUUCGGCGUGGGGGAUGGCAGCAAGCUGACUCUCGUGCCCACCGUGGAGGCGGGCCUCAUGUCUCAGGCCUCAAGGCCAGAACAGUCUGUGAUGCAGGCUCUGGAGAGCUUAACAGAGACCCAGCCCCCAGCGGCGCCCGGGCCGGGCCGGGCUGGCGGAGGCGGCUUCCGGAAAUACCGAUUCAUUUUAUUUAAGCAUCCGUGGCACCGACAGGGACCCCAGAGCCCAGAGAGGGGCGGCGAGAGGCCCCAGGUCAGUGACUUCUUGUCAGGCCGCUCACCGCUGACCUUGGCUCUUCGAGUGGGUGACCACAUGAUGUUCGUCCAGCUUCAACUUGCGGCCCAGCACGCCCCACUACAACACCGCCAUGUGCUGGCAGCUGCAACGGCUGCCACCCGUGGGGACCCCAGCAUGACCACUCCUGUGUCCUCUCCCUGCCGACCAGUGUCCAGUACUGUCCGUGUCCCCCCAGUGCCCACCAGCCCUGCACCUGCAUCCCCCUCACCUGUAACAGCCGGCUCCUUCCGUUCCCACUCAGCCCCCACCACCUGCCCCGAGCAGAUGGACUGUUCCCCUGCUGCCAGUGCCCGGGCCAGCCCCACAUCCACCCCUGGGGGCAGCCCCACCUCCCGUUCCCGAAAACCUGGUGCCAUUAUCGAGAGCUUCGUGAACCACGCCCCAGGGGUCUUCUCAGGGACCUUCUCUGGCACGCUACACCCCAAUUGCCAGGACAGCAGUGGGCGGCCACGGCGGGACAUCGGCACCAUCCUGCAGAUCCUCAACGACCUCCUGAGUGCCACGCGGCACUACCAGGGCAUGCCCCCAUCACUGACCCAACUGCGUUGCCACGCCCAGUGUGCACCUGCCUCUCCCGCCUCAGACCUCACCCCAAAAACUACCUCCUGCGAGAAGCUGGUGGCCUCGGCCCCGGCCGCCCUGAGCCAGGCCCGCCUGGGCAAGCCCACGGGGGACCGGCUGCGGCAGACGGAGAACCGAGCCACCCGCUGCAAGGUGGAGCGCCUGCAGCUGCUGCUCCAGCAGAAACGGCUCCGCAGAAAGGCCCGGAGGGAUGCCCGAGGCCCCUACCACUGGCCACCCAGCCGCAAGGCUGGCCGCAGCGACAGCAGCCCCGGAGGCAGUGGUGGCAGCCCCAGUGAGGCUGCGGGCUUGGGCCUUGACUUCGAGGAAUCUGUCUGGAAGCCAGAAGUUAACCCCGACAUCAAGUCAGAGUUCGUGGUGGCCUAGAAACCUUGUCCCUCACCCCUGCCCAGGGUGGCUGAGAGCAUCGCCCAGCUCAGGAGGGCAGGCAGUGGGCACUGCAGGAGGCCCCUCCCUCUUCAGCCAGUGUCCUGGUUUUUUAAAAUUUUCAUUUCUUACCAUGGUUUUCCAAACCCUCCGUGGCCUUGGGUUCCUGCCUCCUCGGUUCAGCCUCACAUCUCCCCACCUCUUCCUCUGUACCCCCACCCUCCCUCAGCCACGCAGGGUCCUUCCCUGCCCACCUUCCCAAGCUCCAAAUAUGUAGCAGUCUGUCCAGAUGGUUCAGAGCAGAAAUGAGGAAGAAGCCCGCCCCUUCCGCCGGCUCUGAUGCUCCCCCCCCCCCCCACCCUCUUCAGGUUUAAGUCUAAAAUGUAGAUGCCUCAUUUGCACUUUACAGACAGGAGGGGGCCACAGAGAAGAGAACCCCCACUGCCAAUUCUGGCCUCCGCCUACCCAGCAGGGCCCCGCGGGGCUCCAAACACCUCACAGGACCCACAGCUGCACCAACCAGGGGCUGUCUCUUCCACGUCUGUACUACUUUCUCUUCUUAGUUUCUUUUUCCUGGAAAAGAAAAGCUGUUUCAGGGGAGGCUGGCCAGAACCUGCCUUGGAGUGCGGGUCUGGGUGUAGUCAGUACCCUUUCCUGGCAGAGAAGGGACGGAGGGGAACAGACUUGCUGCCUGCCUUUGCUGGCCACGCACUGUGCGACGCCCUUCCGACGCCACUCGCCAGCCCCUCAUCUUUUGUUUCCUGAGCUCUGGGUAUUUAUACGCUGUUAAUUUUCCGACUGAGCCAAUAGUAGUUGGGAAUCUCUUGAAAAAUCAGGAGAGAAAUUGCUGUGGGGUCGGGGAGAUGCCCCCAGCCCUACUUCUCAGCCCAACCUGAGUGACCUGGGCCUGUGGACUGUGUCUGGGGGUGACUCUCCUGCCACCUGGAGGGGAGGGGGUGCUGAGCUGUGAAUCUCAUGGUUAGGGGCUACACUGUAGCAUUAACCCCUUGGGAGGGUUGCUGCUGGUCUAAUUUGGAACCUCCCCACUCAUGCCCAUGCCCCAGGGGUCUUCGGCCCCCGAGCAGAGGGACAGGAACCUCCCCUUAAUUGGGGCCAUUUCAAUGUGGGUGGAGUUUAUUUUUCAUUCAUUUUUUUUUUACUGAUAAAUGGAGAUGUCUGGGCCUUCCCCCCACACACACCUGUCUGUCCUGCAGGAUACCCCACCCCUGCCUGUCUCCCUCCUUUUGUCCUACUUGUAGAUGAGCUCCCCCAGGUCCUCACUCCUUCCCCAUAUGUGUUUCAAGUUAAUGGUUUCAGAUGUGAACAUCAUGUGUUAACUGUAGCUCUGUAAAUUUUUUUUUGUGGGGGGGGUGGGCGGGGAGGAGGGGUCAGAAAGUUAGGGGUCAGAGAUUUGUUUUGUUUUUCUAAAAGGAGAGAAGAGGGGCAGAUUUGUUUUUGAAAAACUGUCUUGGAUACCUAUUUAAA